CAAUGCUGCUCAGGAGAUCAGCGAACUCAUCUCUCACCCCUUGUCCUCUCUCCCAGUCUUUUCCUCUCAAGUCCAGACCUGCAUGUAACGGGAGCUAACAAGGAACGUGAGCCAGGCCAAACAGCGUAUGAGGAAGUGGACUGAUGAUAACUGGGAGAAAUGGAGGAGACCCAAAGCUCAGAGCAAAGGAAAUUGGAAAUUGCUAGAUACCCAUUUCACCAGCAGGCUCCCUGGAUACUCCGCACUUUGUUUGCAGUUCAGCACCUGUUGGUCCAGGCAGCCCUUCUCCAGAUAGUUCACUGCCUUCUGAUUGAUGCCCUUCCAACCAACCAGAGGGCUCGCCAGCACGGCUACCAGUUCAUGGCCACCAGCCUAUUCUCCUCUGGCAUCUGCACCCUGUUACAAACCACUGUGGGCAGCAGGUUGCCGCUAGUCCAGGCUCCUUCUUUUGAAUACUUGAUCCCUGCUGUAAUUCUUAUUUCGCAUCCCAUGGAAACCAACGCCUCUCAUCAUAACGAUACUGACCUGGUGGUUCCGUGCCCUGGAACUCAGUGCCCUGAGACAGAAUUCAGUCUACAGACAUGGAAAAGUGCCCUCAGUGAGGUACGAGGAGCGGUGACUGUUUCGGGAAUACUCCAAGUCUUGCUGGGAUUCUCGGGUAUCCAGGGUGUGGUCACCCAACACUCUGGGCCAAUGGUGCUGGCACCCAUGCUCUCCAUCAUUGGCCUGAGCUGUUACAAGGAGGCAGCACAAUUCAGCUCUUUGCACUGGGGAGUCACAGCCUUGUUCAUCCUCCUGGUGGUGCUGUUGUCUCAACAUCUGCGAUCCUGUUCCAUCCCGAUUUUAAGGUGGAGGAAAUCCGAAGGAAUUGACGUUUUGACUCGUCUCCCCAUCUUCAGAAUAUUUUCGCUGCUACUGCCGAUCGUUUCUCUGUGGAUCCUCUGCGGGAACCUACGGGAAGGAGCAGCCAUGAAUCCUUAUCCAGGUGGAGGUUUCCAGGGAAUCCUUGGCACCAACAGUACAGACCUGGUGCCCUGGUUCAGAGUCCCUCUCCCAGGUCAGUGGGGAGCGCCCACGAUCAACGUUCGGUCGUUGUACUUGGGAACCAUCAUGGCGUUGGGUGCCAGCGUCAGCUCUCUAGGCUGUUACAUGAUGUGCGCCAAAGUGACAGGCUCCCUGCACCCCCCGAGAGAUUCCUGCAAUCGAGGCAUUUGUUUGGAAGGAGUCGGAAGCUGCAUUGGUGCUGUCCUAGGAGGCAUUUCUGGAACGUCAUCCAGUAUUCCCAACGUCGGAGCUUUGGCACUAACACAAGUGCAGACCCGGCAUUCGGUUCAGAUUGCAGCUGUGCUGUGUGUUCUGGUUGGAAUGUCGGCCAAGCUGACCUACUUCCUCACCACCAUUCCAAUGGCCAUCCAUGGUGGGGUACUCAGCAUUACGUACACAAUGGCAGUGUCUGUAGGAGUUUCUUAUUUCCAAUACACGAAUAUCGAUUCCGGCCGUAACAUCUUUAUCAUCGGAUUCACCAUGUUCAUGGCACUUCUCACCCCUCGAUGGUUCAGUCACAACUCGGAAUACAUUGCAACAGGUAUAACCAGCCUCGAUCUCUUUCUCUUGGCUCUGCUGUUGACUCCAGUGAUCCACGGAGGGUUCCUGGCUUUUCUCUUGGAUAACACUGUCUCAGGGACAUCGGCAGAACGAGGAUUGGUGGCAGAUUUCCCCGGUUUCCAUUUGCGGCAGGAAGGUCAACUCAGUUGUCAGCAGCAAGAACUAAUCGACAUUUAUCAGCUCCCUGCUGGUGUGCACACGUCUUUGAAGUACCUGUGCCCCAAGUUCUUUCCCUUCCGCAACCUUUGCCCGGUCUCGGAACCAACACGGGAACACGCAGAGGUAGAGGAGAACAGGGACUUGCUCCCUGUUCCCAUUCUCCAGGCAAGCCGAGAGGAAGAAAGGGUUUCCAGGUCCUCCAAGAAUGUUCAGGGGAUUCUAAGAAUUCCAGAUUGAGACUGCUGAGGCCAAAACCCAACAAGGAAAAACAUUAGCCCAUAAAAAGAUUCUUUUUCCUUUUUCAUUAUCUUUGCACAUAUUUAGUCAUUUGCUAUGAAACAAUUACUGGGAGAUGGGACUGUUCAAAUGGGUGCGGUUGGGUGAAGGUUCCAGGGAUCCAGCCAAUUGGAGGUGUAAGGGGUAUUUGGAGUUUCCAAUCCUUCAGGAUUGUCCUGGAAUCUCUGGGGAAAAAAAAUGUCUUUGUCACAGCAGGGGUGGAGGGGACCAUGGAAAAUUUGAACUUUCACAGCUUUUGCAAGUUAUAAAAAAUAUUGAGAGCUGGGAAGGAAAAGGCUGCUUUGUAAAACUUGACAAUCACAUAUUGUCCAAUUGGGUUAACAAUGUGUCUGCUCGCUAUCCAACUGGUCAUGGGAAGACCAGAGGCACAGCAGGUAACUAGCGGGCAUGAGGUUUAGGGGGCGAAUGAAAGAUUCAGGAAACAUCUAGGAUUCAAAAUGAGAGUGUCGUCGAUAGUGGGGACGAAAAUUCCAGGAGGCAGGAAACUGAUUAGGUGGACAGAAAAGUGGCAAAUGGAACCCAGCCUGAAGAAGUGUGAGGUAAAACACCUUGGGCAAGCACAGUAGUGUAGCGGUUAGCAUAACGCUUUACAGCGCCAGCAACCUGGGUUCAAUUCCCACCGCUGUCUGCAAGGAGUUUGUACGUUCUCCCCGUGUCUGCGUGGGUUUCCUCCGGGUGCUACGGUUUCCUCCCACAUUCCAAAGACGUACGGGUUAGGAAGUUGUGGGCAUGCUAUGUUGGCGGCGGAAGCGUGGCAACACUUGCGGGCUGCCCCCAGAACACUCUACAUAAAAGAUGCAUUUCACUGUGUGUUUUGAUGUGCAUGCGACUAAUAAAGAAAUCUUAUCUUAUCUUAUCUGGGGAGGGCAAAUGGGUUAGGAUUAGAUACUGGUAUUUCGAAUGGUUAUGGUAGAAGUAAUGAGUAGAUCUGCAGAGAGCGGCUUGCAACGAGUCGUCACACUCCGGCACCAUCUUGCUGAGAGAGAUUAGGGUUAGGGUCAACAGAUUCCACAAUAAGGUGGCUAAGAAGGCACCUGGUACUUGCCUUCAUUGGCCAAGACACAGAAUGCAAAAGCACUAAGAAGUCAUGGUUGGUACGAAAUAACCUAUUGGGUAGGCCUUGGGUAGAAGGGUAAGUGUAGUUCUGGUCACCACGCCACAGGAAUGAGGUGGUAAAACACCUGAGAGGGUGCAGAGGAGAGUUAUUAAAUGAGUUUGUUCUGGCUAAUGGGUAGUUGCUUUCAUUCGAACAGGGGGAGCUGAAAGCAGACCAGCAGAGGUGUCAGGAAUCACGAGGCAUCAGGUACUCUUAAAAAGGGUGAGAGGGAAGUUGAGGAGUUUUUCUUCUCACCUGAUGAGGUCUGGAACUCACCGGUUGAAAGGAAAGUGCAAGCAGAAACCCUCAAUGUGUUUAAGAGGCAUCUGAAUGAGCACAGAGGGCUGCAGAUCACGGGCCAGGAAGUGGGAUGAGCUGGAUGGAGUGGCCUUCUUCUCCGUUGGAGAUUCGGUAACCAUAAGGGAAGGCAGUGAGGAGCAGCUGUGGUGAGAAAAAG
Molecule: messenger RNA, 3614 nt
Organism: Pristis pectinata (smalltooth sawfish)
Lineage: Eukaryota; Metazoa; Chordata; Chondrichthyes; Rhinopristiformes; Pristidae
Gene: slc23a3
Product: solute carrier family 23 member 3
Exons: 12
Coding region: 160-2001 (613 amino acids)
Biological process (GO): transmembrane transport
Cellular component (GO): membrane
Molecular function (GO): transmembrane transporter activity
Source: RefSeq, a predicted model, not a curated record